Messenger RNA from Acipenser ruthenus (sterlet), 450 nucleotides. Its product is annotated as putative DMBT1-like protein. The record is from RefSeq and is a predicted model, not a curated record. The coding region runs from base 61 to 450 and encodes 129 amino acids. NCBI's taxonomy places the organism in Eukaryota, Metazoa, Chordata, Actinopteri, Acipenseriformes, Acipenseridae. Gene Ontology annotation, cellular component: membrane. The transcript has 4 exons.
UGCAGUUCAGCUGGAUUGUGACCCUUCAGUCCUGCAGAAUCUCUCAACCUGGACUCUGAGAUGCUGAGGUUCCUGCUGAUCACCUGCUUCUGUCAUCUCUUUGGAAAGCAGAACACAUUUCCAGUAGCAGAGGGUGUUCCUGUCAGGCUGGUGGGUGGGAACAGCUGCUGCUCUGGGAGAGUUGAGGUUCUUCAUGAUGGCCAGUGGGGGACAGUGUGUGAUGAUUCCUGGGACAUGAACGACGCCCAGGUUGUGUGCAGAGAGCUGGGCUGUGGCUCUGCUGUGUUGGCUCCAGGAGGUGCUCACUUUGGCCAAGGGGAUGGAACAAUCUGGCUGGAUGAUGUGGCAUGCAGUGGAUCAGAGACCUCACUGCACAGCUGUGGAUCACAAGGAUGGGGUAAAAAUGACUGUAACCACGGUGAAGAUGCUGGAGUGGUUUGCUCAGGUUAA